Molecule: messenger RNA, 747 nt
Organism: Grus americana (Whooping crane)
Lineage: Eukaryota; Metazoa; Chordata; Aves; Gruiformes; Gruidae
Product: olfactory receptor 14J1-like
Exons: 2
Coding region: 1-747 (248 amino acids)
Biological process (GO): G protein-coupled receptor signaling pathway
Cellular component (GO): membrane
Molecular function (GO): olfactory receptor activity
Source: RefSeq, a predicted model, not a curated record
AUGUCCUACAACCACUACGUUGCCAUCUGCAAACCCCUGCACUACGGGACCCUCCUGGGCAGCAGAGCUUGUGCCCACAUGGCAGCAGCUGCCUGGGGCAGUGGGUUUCUCACUGCUCUGCUGCACACGGCCAAUACAUUUUCCCUACCCCUCUGCCACGGCAAUGCUGUGGACCAGUUCUUCUGUGAAAUCCCCCAGAUCCUCAAGCUCUCCUGCUCAGAUGCCUACCUCAGGGAAGUUGGGCUAAUUGUGGUUAGUGCCUGUUUAGCUUUUGGGUGUUUUGUUUUCAUUGUGGUGUCCUAUGUGCAGAUCUUCAGGGCCGUGCUGAGGAUCCCCUCUGAGCAGGGACGGCACAAAGCCUUUUCCACAUGCCUCCCUCACCUGGCCGUGGUCUCCCUGUUUAUCAGCACUGGCAUAUUUGCCUACCUGAAGACCCCCUCCAUCUCCUCCCCAUCCCUGGAUCUGGUAAUGGCAGUUCUGUACUCAGUGGUGCCUCCAAUGGUGGAGCUUUCCUUGGAGGUAGGAAACAACAGGAGAGAGAAACACUGCCACACAGUGCAGCGUGGAAGAAGGAGACUGGACAUGAGGGGGAAGAACUGUCACUCCAAGGGUAGUGCUGUGGUACAAGAGGUCAUCCAGAAGGAGUAUGAGAUCAGUCCAUCUGUGUUUCAAGGAACAGAGCGUGAGGGUGGACAGAUGUCCGUGAAUGUAUGGACCUGCCAGGGUGAGAGCAAGGUGAGGAAGUGA